Molecule: messenger RNA, 1646 nt
Organism: Hibiscus syriacus
Lineage: Eukaryota; Viridiplantae; Streptophyta; Magnoliopsida; Malvales; Malvaceae
Product: pentatricopeptide repeat-containing protein At2g13420, mitochondrial-like
Exons: 2
Molecular function (GO): protein binding
Source: RefSeq, a predicted model, not a curated record
UGGGUUGGAAAAUGGCGUUGAGAUUACCUCCAAACACUCUCACCACCUUCAUUUCUCAUCGUUUGCUGCCUUCAUUUUCCCACUGUUUCCUUUCAUCUCCUUCCCUCAACCUUCCCAAACUGGAGCCUUCAAAUGAAGCCGACACCCUUUCUCAAAUCCUCCUCACCCACCACAACCCUUUCCAUUUCAUGGAAUCUUCCCUCCAAAUCCACGGCGUCUCCCUCUCUCCCUUCCUUCUCCACCAGACCCUCCUCCGCCUCCAACACUCUUCCAAAAUUGCCCUCUCAUUUUUCCUCUUUUCCAAAUCCCUCCCUCCUUCCCCCUCUCCCCUCCUCUCCACCAGCUCCUACAACCUCAUCAUCGACAUCCUCGGGAAAGUCCGUCAGUUCGACGUCGUUUGGCAGCUCGUCCUCGAGAUGGACCAAUCCGACAUUUCCCCCGAUUCCUCCACUUUCACGAUUCUAAUCCGUCGCUUGAUCGCCGCUGGCUUCACCCGUCAAGCCAUUCGCGCUUACGAUGAUAUGAGGUGUUUUGUUACUGCUGGAAUCGACACUGACAGAUACAAUCACAGUCAAAACGAUUCGUUUUGCUUCUGUUUCCUUCUCGAUACGCUCUGUAAAUACGGCUACGUGAAGGUGGCUGUUGAGAUUUUCAACGAAAGGAAAUCAGGGUUUCGUGUUGAUUCUAAAAUGUAUACUAUCUUGAUAAGCAGGUGGUGCAAGAUUGGCAGAAUCGAUAAGGCGGAGAGGUUCUUGGAAGAGAUGAUGGAAAGAGGAAUGGAACCCAAUGUCGUCACUUACAACGUAAUGUUAAACGGGAUUUGUAGGAGAGCCAGUUUGCACCCUGACGAGAGGUUUGAUAGGACAAUUCGGAAUGCAGAGAAAAUGUUCGAUGAAAUGCGCCGAAGAGGGAUUGAGCCUGACGUGACAAGCUUUUCGAUCGUAUUACAUGUAUACAGCAGAGCACAUAAGCCCGAGUUAACGUUUGAUAAAUUGAAGUACAUGAAGGAGAAAGGUAUUUUCCCAAGUGUGGCUACUUAUACUUCAGUUAUCAAAUACCUUUGCUCGUGUGGGAGGCUCGAGGAGGCGGAGAAGUUGCUCGGUGAGAUGGUGAGUAAUGGGGUUAGUCCUUCGGCUGCAACUUAUAAUUGUUUCUUUAAGGAGUAUAGAGGCAGGAAGGAUGUCAACGGUGCUUUGAAAUUGUAUAGGAAGGUGAAGGAAGACAAAUUAUGCGAGUUGAGUUUGCAUACAUAUAACAUCUUACUUGGGAUGUUCAUGAAGUUGGAUUGAAUGGAAAUCGUUAGUGAAAUGUGGGAGGAUCUUAAAGGAAUUACACCAGGGCCUGAUUUAGAUUCUUAUGCAUUGUUGAUCAACGGGUUAUGCGAGAAGCAAAAAUGGAGAGAUGCAUGCCAACUUUUCGUGGAAAUGAUAGAGAAGGGUUUACUUCCUCAAAAAGUAACAUAUGAGACAUUGUACAAGGGUUUAAUACAGUCUAAUAUGUUGAGGACUUGGAGACGGUUAAAUAAGAAAUUUGACGAAGAAUCAAUAACCUUUGGUUCCGAGUUUCAAGAUUAUCAUUUCAAGCCAUACAGGAGAUAAGUUCACUUCUUCCUUUUUUUUGGUUAAUUGUAUGUUAAUUGCUUUUUC